AUGAGAGCAGCUGAGGUGGAGCAAGGUGAGCUGGAAUGUAACAGUGAAAAAGCAGCUGGAGAGGAGGGAGGAAAAGGACUGACAGUUGUCCAAGAGAAGGGAAUGAGCACUAAAGUUGAGGAGAAUAAUUCUAAGAAUAGUACUGAAAGCUUCUCCAUUUUGCUUUGCAAAAUCAGACUUGUUCCUCUAGAGCUAUCAUUGGUACAGAGCAGUACUUUCCUUGGCUUAACAGUCACCAUGCCUAUCACUAGGUCUUCCUCAGACUCAGCUCAUCUAGGAAACACUGAGAUCAAAAAGCUUGAGCAAACUAUGAAAUCAUUGCUGCAGGAUCAGGGUAGGAAGUUGGAUAAUGCGUGCAGAACCAACAGCCUCAAUAUUGAUAAGAACUGUAAGUCGAUUUCUGAGCUCAAUGAUCUUAUGCUAGGUCUACCUGUUCAGAUUACUAAGUUGAUAUCUAAUGGCAAUAAUAUACCUAGAUCUGGCUUAGAAACUCAUGAACCAGAACCCCCACCUAAACACUCUCAGUACUUAACUAGACUAACUAAGGUGGAAUUCCCAAAAUUUAAUGGUUUAGAUCUGAAAUCAUGGAUUUUUAAGUGUAAUCAAUUCUUUGACCUGGAUAGUGUGAAGGAUUUUGAUAAAGAUAUAACAGCUAGGUUUGGGGAUCUCUAUGAUGAUCCAAUGGCAGAUCUAAAAUCCCUAAAACAGACAGGUAGUGUACAAGAAUAUCAUGAUUCCUUUGAUGCACUAGCUAGCAGAAUUGAGUUAUCUGAGCCCUAUUUACUUAGUUGCUACCUAGCUGGCCUGGAGGAGGAGGUUCAACUUGCAGUAAGAAUGUUCAAUUCCACCACCCUUCAACAAGCUUUGUGCUUAGCUAAACUGCAGGAAGCUGCUAGUAAGGCUAAGAAACCCAAACCAUCAACCCCACUCCAAAAACAACCACCCUUAUUGCCCACCCCACCUCAAACACUCAAAACAGCCACCCAAACCUUCAAAACCAAUAACCAGAUUCAACCUUAUACACCAAACAAAUCAUUCACAAAUCCAACCACCACCUCAAAAAUCCCAAACACCAAUAGAAGAACCCUAACCUCAGCUAAAUUUACUGACAAAAGAGCCAAAAACCAAUGUUUUUGGUGUGAUGAGAGGUAUGAACUAGGACACAAAUGCAAGGGUAAGAAGCCACAACUUUACCACAUUGAGGUGGAGGAAGUAGAAGAAGAAGAUGAGGUGCUAGAAGAAGAAACACAGGAAGGUUCACAAUGUGCACACAUCUCUGUUCAAGCUAUGGAUGGAGUUGCUUCUUUCCUGACAAUGAGAGUGGAAGGGCAUCAUGGGAAGAAAAAAUUACAGCUUCUCUUGGAUAGUGGCAUCACCCACAAUUUUAUAGAUGCCAACAAGGCAUUGAAACUUGAUUGCAAGGUGGAGAGUAUCACACCACUCUGGGUUAAGGUAGAAGAUGGUAAUCAACUCAAAUGUGAGCAGAUUAUUCAUGGUUUCAAAUGGAAGAUGCAAGGGAUUGCAUUUUCUGCAGAUGUCUUUUUACUACCUUUGAGUGGUAGUGACCUAGUUUUGGGCAUUCAAUGGUUUUCUCAACUAGGUCCUGUACUUAAGGAUUUUGGUAAACUCACCAUGGAGUUUAAAUAUAGUGGCAAGAAAGUUAAGCUCAGAGGUUCAUCACCUAAGAGUUGGAAAAUUGUUUUACCUCAGAAAUUGCAGAAGCUCUUAGCUCAAGAAGGAACUCUGUCAAUGAUGCAAAUUCUGCAAGGGAGUGUGGAGUAUUCACCUUUUGAGAUGGUUUUUCAACCCAUUCAAGGGUUACCACCACCAAGGGAGGGGUUUGAUCAUGUCAUUCCCCUAAAGGAAGGGACAAAUGCCAUCAACUUAAGAGCUUACAGGUAUCCAGCUAUGCAGAAAAAUGUAAUUGAAGAGAUGGUGCAGGAGCUGCUUGCGCAAGGGGUUAUAAGACCUAGCAACAGCCCAUUUGCCUCCCCAAUUGUGCUAGUGAAGAAAAAAGAUGGAGGAUGGGGAAUAAUGAACCCAAGUGACAUACAGAAGACUGCUUUCAAGACUCACUCUGGUCACUUUGAGUAUUUGGAAGAGUGUUCUUGUCUUUUAUAUGACAUUCUGGUCUACAAUCCAUCUUGGGUUGCUCACCUCAAGGAUUUGGAAGCUGUCUUGAGCAUAAUGAAGAAUAAUCAGCUACAUGCCAACCUCAAAAAGUGUUCUUUUGGAUUGACUGAAAUCCAUUACCUAGGGCAUGUAAUCUCUCAAUAUGGGGUAGCAACUGACCCAAAAAAGGUGCAGGCAAUGUUAGAAUGGCGUAGACCAAAAACACUCAAGCACCUAAGAGGUUUUCUUGGGUUAACUGGCUACUAUAAAAGGUUUAUAAAGGAUUAUGGCAUAAUCUAUAAACCUCUCACCUCACUUUUGAAAAAAGACAACUUCACAUGGACUGAGGAUGCUGAAAACUCAUUUAACCAGCUCAAGACUGUCAUCACCACACCCCCAGUCCUUGCCAUGCCAGAUUUUUCUAAACCUUUCAUUAUAGAGACAGAUACCUCGGGCAAGGGAAUCGGUGCAGUUUUACUCCAAGAAGGACAUCCUGUCAGCUUCUUAAGUAAAGCUCUUAAGUGA
Chenopodium quinoa (quinoa) is the source of this 2637-nucleotide messenger RNA. RefSeq lists its product as uncharacterized. The record is from RefSeq and is a predicted model, not a curated record. Bases 1 to 2637 code for a protein of 878 amino acids. Lineage: Eukaryota; Viridiplantae; Streptophyta; Magnoliopsida; Caryophyllales; Amaranthaceae. The transcript has 6 exons.